AUGGCGAAAGAAUCCGUCUCUUUCGUUGUUAACAUCAUUGAUACAGAUUUAAGGGUUUCAUUUAGCUGUAUAAUGGAGUUGCACGAGAUAUUAGAAAAGAAAACCUUGUCGUCAAGCAGUUUACUUUUAUAUUGGCGACCCGCUGCUCUGCAUUCUACUUCUAGCUCAACUGAUCUGUCCCAUAUGUCAAAUCGGCCGCGUCGACGUCGAGCCGUAUCGUCUUCUCCGGCAUACAACAGAGAUGCAAUAGAGAGCAACGUUGAAUACCAGUCUGAGGAUUCUGAUUGUUCCACUUCAUCAGAGGCUGCAGAAACGUCCGAAUACCGCACUGACGUCCGAAACGAAGAACAUUCGGAUCCCGAUGAUAAGUUAUUCUUGCCGAGGAAGAAUGUUGUACAUGACAUAGUGCACGCAGGCAGGAAUAAUGCGAUCUGGAACAGACGACUAUGGAGGAAGAUAAAUUCCAUCUUGUUAACUGUUCUUAUAAUGACAGCAUUGCUUUGUAUAAUCAAUCUGUACCAAUCUAAUCUCGGGGACAAUCAACACGAUACGGAGUUAGCACGCACUCGCUUGUUAGCUUUCGAGAAGCAUUUGUCAGAAUUUGCUACACACUUCGAGAACGUCACUAAGGAAGAGCUUGGAGUCAUUUUUCAUGUUGGAAGACAGUGGUUUUUGAUGCGUCAAAAGCGGCCCGUCGUUUUGAUUGUCGCAGGCAAUGAAAGCGAACGUUUCGUUCGUGUGCUCUCUGAAGUGUUCCGCUCGUCAUUUCAAAUUCCUUCACCAAUAGUGGAUCUCGACUUGUCUUCUGAACUAGUCAGGUCGGAGCUUCAUGGCAAUUUAGACCGUGUGGUACAUUCGACUGUCCCAUUAGCUAUACUAGACGGUGUGGAGCAUCUCGGUUGGGACGCUCCGCUCGCUCUACAUGCUUUUGCGGACGAUUCAUCUACGGCACAUCCGCACACCUUACUAUUUUUGACAGUAAGAAAGUCAUUCCAAAGAAGUGCAAAGGAGUGCGAACGAUCGGUCAUGGAAUACCUGAGCGAACGUUGGAUUGGUACAGGAGGCUCUACGGACAAUGUUACCCCAAUAUUGUCGCGCAUAAUGCAGUUUUUGAUCUGUGUAUGAUUAGAGUCGCUGCUUCCGCGAUAUCUUCAGCUGUCUUCAACGAG
Cylicocyclus nassatus is the source of this 1169-nucleotide messenger RNA. NCBI's taxonomy places the organism in Eukaryota, Metazoa, Nematoda, Chromadorea, Rhabditida, Strongylidae. The record is from the annotation of a GenBank genome assembly.